UAAUACAUAAGACAUAGAAUCACAAGGCCACAGCCCAAGGCCAAUAAAAAUCGAAACAGCAAAAAUGAGUUCCACACAAAACCAGUGUGGUAAACCCCCCAUUAGUAAAGAAGAUGAUGAUCCAUGUCUCUAUGCCUUGCUACAGUCUAGCUCCCACGUAUUUUCCAUGGUACUAAACGCCGCCAUUGAGCUCAACCUGUUCGAGAUCAUUGCUAAGGCAAGCCCGGAUGCUUUCUUGUCACCCUCCGAGAUUGCUUCUAAACUUCCCACACAAAACCCUGAUGCACCAUAUAUGCUCGAUCGCAUGCUGCGUUUACUUGCUAGCUACUCACUUCUUACUUGCUCUAUGCGCACCUGCGAAGAUGGAAGGGUUGAGAGACUCUAUGGAGUCUCACCGGCUGGCAAAUUCUAUGUUCAGAAUGAAGAUGGAGGAUCUGUGGAUUCAAUCUCAGCUUUUGCUUUACACCGGGCCACGGUAGAGGUUUUGCUAAAUUUUAAGACUGCCAUUCUUGAAGGAGGUAAUCUAUUUGAAAAAGUCCAUGGGAAAUCCAUCUUCCAAUACAUGAAAGCUGAUGCAUCAUUGAACAACCUUUUUAACAAGGCAAUGGCUGAUCUCUCCGGAAUACACAUGAAAAAAAUUCUUGAGAAAUAUGAAGGAUUUGAGGGUGUAUCAUUGUUGGUUGAUGUUGCGGGUGGCACUGGAGCAAGCCUCAACAUGGUCAUUUCCAAGUACCCUUCCAUUAAAGGCAUUAACUUUGAUUUGCCUCAAGUGAUUCAACAUGCACCGUCUUAUCCAGGUAUUGAGCAUGUUGGAGGGGAUAUGUAUAUAAGUGUUCCAAAAGGUGACGUCAUUAUGAUAAAGGGUACAUGUCAUAAUUGGAAUGAUGAACAAUGCAUAAAACUUUUGAAGAACUGCAACAAAGCAGUGCCAAAAGAUGGAAAGGUGAUUAUCAUGGACUUUAUAUUGCCAGAGGAACCUGAGGCAAGUAAUGCUUCUAAGUAUGUCUCUAUGCUUGACAAUGCUAUGUUUAUUCAACCUGGAGGGAAGGAAAGAACUGAGAAAGAGUUUGAGGCCUUGGGCAAGGCUGCUGGAUUUUCAGGGUUUCAAGUUAUCUGUCGAGCCUUUACUGUCAUGGGAGUUAUGGAACUUUACAAAUAAAAGUCUCCAACUAUCUAGUUUCAGCUUUUCUUGUGUUCUAGUUUCAUUGCUAGUCAAACUGGACAAGUUAUGGCAAUUUAUAUUGAGCCUGUCAUUAAUUAUUUGCAUGUAUGCAAAUUUUUUAAUAAUGAUUUCAUUAAAAGCAUGAGUUUUAUAAAUUAAAUAACGAUUGAUCAAAUAUAUGGGAAGUUAAGAAGAUCUAGGAUUU
Quercus lobata is the source of this 1367-nucleotide messenger RNA. RefSeq names its product isoliquiritigenin 2'-O-methyltransferase-like. The record is from RefSeq and is a predicted model, not a curated record. Bases 65 to 1159 code for a protein of 364 amino acids. NCBI's taxonomy places the organism in Eukaryota, Viridiplantae, Streptophyta, Magnoliopsida, Fagales, Fagaceae. Gene Ontology annotation, molecular function: protein dimerization activity; O-methyltransferase activity. The transcript has 4 exons.